Messenger RNA from Python bivittatus (Burmese python), 780 nucleotides. It is a transcript of the gene TOMT, whose product is annotated as transmembrane O-methyltransferase. The record is from RefSeq and is a predicted model, not a curated record. Gene Ontology annotation, molecular function: catechol O-methyltransferase activity. Lineage: Eukaryota; Metazoa; Chordata; Lepidosauria; Squamata; Pythonidae. Gene Ontology annotation, biological process: developmental process; catecholamine catabolic process; dopamine metabolic process.
AUGGUCUCUCCGGCCAUCGCGCUGGCAUUCGUGCCCUUCGUGGUCACCCUGCUCAUUCGCUACCGCCACUACUUCCUGCUCUUCUACUGCGCGGUGCUGCUUCGGAGGCUGCGGGACUCCCUGACCGGCAUCCCCCGGGAGGAGAGGGCCUUCCACUAUGUCCUGACCCACGCCAUCCCUGGAGACCCUCUGCACAUCCUGGAGACCUUCGACCAGUGGAGCUACCACUGCGAGUAUCUCAGCAACCUGGGACCCCAGAAAGCAAAGAUCCUGGAGCGACUGAUCUAUGACAAAGCCCCCCUCACUGUUUUGGAGCUGGGGACCUACUGCGGCUACACCUCCAUCGUCAUUGCGCAAUCGCUACCCCUGGGCGCCCGGUUGUACACUGUGGAAAUGGACAUGGGCAAGGCGUCCGUGGCCGAGAAGGUGAUUCGGCUGGCUGGCUUUGAUGACGACAUGGUCGAGCUGAUCGUGGGCCCCUCCGAGGAGGUCAUCCCUCUGCUCAAAGAGACGUUUCUGCUGCCCCAAGUCCACCUGGUUGUCAUGAAUCACUGGAAGUGCUGCUACCUACGGGAUCUGCAGCUGCUGGAAGCUCACGGCCUCCUCCAGCCGGGGGCCACAGUCCUGGCAGACAAUGUCAUCUUCCCUGGGGCCCCCCAUUUCCUCCAGUACGUCAAGGCCUGCGGGAAGUACAAAUGGAGGGUGCACAGGACCAGCCUGCAGUACUUCCGGGGCAUUCCUGAUGGCAUGGCCCAGCUGACCUACCUGGGUCUGGAGUGA